AUGGCUCCACAAAGUGAUAAAUUUAUAAAAGGACAUGAUCAACCCCUGGAAAAAAAACAGGCCAGCCCAAAUUCGGAGGAACAGGAAGCUUAUCAGGAGUAUCUAGCUUCCAAAGAGGACAAUACACCUGCAAGUCCAGAUCCUGAGGAAAUGGAAGCCUAUCAGGCUUACUUAGAUUCCCAAGUGGAAAAUAUACCUGAUAUACGGUUCUCUAGUGCUGAACCUGAGGAGGUGGAGGCGGUUAUGGAUUACCUCAAGUCCGAGAUGGGGCCUUCAAUGGCUGAAUUUGAUCAGGACGCACCAUCAGAAUGCGGUAGCUAUGACUCUGUUACAAACCGACGUCGUCCUUUCUGCUAUGCCUUCCAUGGCCUUUGGGAAUCUGGUUACUGCAAAUACUGCCAAGACACUCCCGAGAACAGAUCGGUUGAGGAGGAAAAGGAUGAGGCUGAUGCUCCUGAGGGUACUCAAGAAGCAUAA
This is a messenger RNA of Melampsora larici-populina 98AG31, 477 nucleotides long. RefSeq lists its product as uncharacterized. The transcript is spliced from 4 exons. The record is from RefSeq and is a predicted model, not a curated record. NCBI's taxonomy places the organism in Eukaryota, Fungi, Basidiomycota, Pucciniomycetes, Pucciniales, Melampsoraceae. Bases 1 to 477 code for a protein of 158 amino acids.